UAGAAUUGUUCCAUACGUUCCAAAGAAACACUGAUCGUACGUACUUCAUUGACUGAAUCAAAUAUUGAUCGUUGAAGAUUCAACCCUGGAAGCUUAUAUAUUGGCAAGAUGCAGAGAGCAAUUUUCGUCACUUACAAAACUGCAAUCCGAAAAGAGAAACCAAUAACAAGAAUAUGGCGAUUACACGUGUUGCUCUCUGCCUUAGCUUUGCAUUCCUCUUCUAUGUGGUUGGAGGAGCCAAGGUGACAUUCACGAAUAGAUGUGGAUAUACUGUAUGGCCAGGAACCUUUACUACAGCUCAAACCCCUCAAUUAUCAACAACAGGUUUUGAGUUGGGACAAGGAGUGACGUACUCGGUGAACCUUCCUUCUUCAUGGUCUGGUCGAUUUUGGGCAAGAACCGGAUGCUCAAUCAACAAAGAAAAGUUUAGUUGUGCCACAGCCGAUUGUGGGUCUGGUCAAGUGGGGUGCAAUGGUGCUGGCGCAAUCCCACCAGCAACUUUAGUUGAAAUUACCAUGGCAUCAAAUGGAGGACAAGAUUUCUACGAUGUGAGCAACGUUGACGGGUUCAACGUGCCAAUUUUUGUAACUCCACAAGGUGGGAAUGGCCCUUGCAAAGCCGCUAGUUGUCCAGCAAAUAUCAACGCUGUGUGUCCCGCAGAACUUCAAGUAAAAGGUUCUGAUGGGAGUGUCGUUGCUUGUAAGAGUGCUUGCUUGGCUUUUAAUACAGAUCAAUAUUGUUGUCGUGGAAGUUACAAUACCGAAGCGACAUGUCCACCUACAAAUUACUCUAUGGUUUUCAAGAACCAAUGUCCUGAUGCCUAUAGCUAUGCUUACGAUAAUACGAGCAGCACUUUCACUUGCUCUGGUGGUCCUGACUAUGCAAUCAUCUUUUGUCCAUCACAACAUCUUUUGUACCCAUCCGUAACAGUUGAUGGUUCACACUAUUUUAAAUGUUACUAAUGUUGCAAGAAUAUUAGUUUUUUACGUCCUUAAAAAACUAUUGUAACUGAAUUGAGUGAAGCAUAGUUCCACUCCAUCUCUAUUAAAAGCCACUUUGAUUCCACACAAUGCUUAACUCUACUGCACCCUAAUCCUUGUGAGUUGUGAGUCAUAUCCACUAAUCCACACCAUGCGUAGAGAAUUAAUGCUAAGACAGAAAGCACAGUAACCUCUAUGUACCAAGAGUCAAGGUUACUAUAAAGCAUAGUAGUAUAUUAAUAUUAGCAUAGACAAGCAAGGAGAUAGAACCACCUUUCCAACCAAAAAGUUUCAAUUUUAGCUCCCAAAUUGAGGAUAACUUCAGAAUUCCCUAUUGACAUCUCCACAAAACAGUUCAAAGAAAUAUAGAAAAUUACAAGUAAGCUGCAAAGAAAAUCCAUUUCUUAGAUCCUAAGCAUUAACAGUAAGAUAGAAUCCAAGUACAAGUACUGGAUGUAGAAAAGCAGAGAAUAAACAGUUUUUUAAGAGGGAAAGAGAGUAGAAAUCAUCCAAAUUCUUCACACAGUUCAUUACCAAACAUUGCUUCCUUUUAUGGAGGUUUCAAUAAUAUUUUUGGUUAGCUUUAUUCAUGAAUAUUGGAUCAUGUGACACAUAUUCCUUUUCUCUGACCAAUUUGUUGACUCUAUUUUGAUGGCUUUGCAUUUUCUGUUAGUAUUAAGAACUUUUUAUUGAUUAUCGAUGACAAUAAGUUGUCCGUAAAGAGAAAAUGUCAUCAGCAAUAAGAUACAACUCAAGCCAAAUGAGAUACAAUUAUUCUUAAUUUUAUUAGAACUAUUAAACUCAAAAGUGUAAUGCAAGCUAUGAAAAUUUCUAAUGUGAAAAAUUCUCCAUAAU
This is a messenger RNA of Medicago truncatula (barrel medic), 1835 nucleotides long. RefSeq names its product thaumatin-like protein 1b. The record is from RefSeq and is a predicted model, not a curated record. The transcript is spliced from 2 exons. Bases 174 to 962 code for a protein of 262 amino acids. NCBI's taxonomy places the organism in Eukaryota, Viridiplantae, Streptophyta, Magnoliopsida, Fabales, Fabaceae.